This is a messenger RNA of Linnemannia hyalina, 645 nucleotides long. The record is from the annotation of a GenBank genome assembly. NCBI's taxonomy places the organism in Eukaryota, Fungi, Mortierellomycota, Mortierellomycetes, Mortierellales, Mortierellaceae.
AUGCGAAUCUCUUUCAGUGGUCCCGCAAAAUGUUCCCUCAUCUUUGAAUCCCUUAAAUACUGCCCCUGCCCGACCUGCGACCCCUGGACAACACUCGAGACACAUCCCUUCAAGGACGACUUCCAACGCACCUACGGCAUCAUUGAUCUUGAGGGGUACGACCGGGUUGUCUCGUUCAAGGUCUGCUGGGACCAUCAGAUGUUGAUGAGCUUGAAUGCGUACCCUGACCGCCAGACUGCCAGAGCCUCGGACCUGGACCUGUUUGUCUGUGGAUGGAAACGGAAUACCCGCUGGACGGAUAACGUUGUGCUUGUGGGCAAUAUGUGUGUAGUUACGGUCGAGGUGUUUUAUAUCAUUGCUGCCCUGGCAUCCCCGCCUACGUCACCGCCCACGUUUGUCGCCCCUCCUUCGCCGCCCUCUCCCACGAUCACUUUCCCCCGUCGCGGCCCACAGAUGCUUGUUGUCGACCAUCAUUACUACGAUACGGUUAUCAAAGUCGAGGUGAAUGACCGCUACAACCAGCAGCCUGAGGCCAUUAAAGUCGAAGUUGGCGAUUUCUAUCAGCCCAGGAUCACGCUCUCACACAUCUCCAUCUCCAUGCCCAUCCUACCGGUACCCCAGAAACGAGAAAUCGACUGCGCCUAA